AAGUACUUAUACCUAGUAAUAGAUAAGGCGCGUGCUACGUCACCGCUUCACUAACACCGUUAGUUGAAAUAAAGGUCAGUGUCAAUCGAGCAGCCGUCUUUUACUCUCGUAUUUAACAGUGGCGACGGGACGCGUACCUACCCUCAAAGAUUAACAUAAUUUGUGUGGACAAUGUGUGCAGCAUUUUCUCCGUUUGUCGGAAAUAUUUCCAGUUUCGACCACCAACAACAGGAUUGGUCUACGUUUAAGAGUAGACUGGAGCAGUUUUUCCUGGCAAAUGGAAUAAAUGAAGAAUCCGAUAAAUCGGGAGUUAAGAGGCGCGCCAUAUUGUUGAGUGCACUCACAGACGAUUCCUUCAAAUUGGCGAGUAAUUUGGUUUUACCCAAUACGUUGGACAAAGUGAGCUUCCAAAACAUUAUUGAUGUGUUGGACGCCCAUUUCAUACCAAAACGGUGCGGAUUUGCUGAAAGGAGUAAAUUCUACGCCGCGUCACAACAGCAGGGGGAGUCGUACGCACAAUGGGCGGUCCGUUUAAGAGGCCUCGCCGCUCAUUGUAACUUUAAACAUUUAGAGGACGCCUUACUCGAUAAAUUCGUGAUGGGCAUGGCAGCGGGACCUGAACGCGAGAAAAUCUUCACCUUGGACAUAAAGGAACUGACAUUGUCAGCGGCGGUGGACCAGGCGGAGAGCGUGCGGUGCGCGCGCGCGGCGGCGGCGGCGAGUGCACCAGCGGGGACCAGCGGCGGCGGCGACGUUCUUUUUAAAAUAGAAGGAGUGUCGAAAUCGCAACCCGACACAGAUCGAGUGAAAUGUGCAGUGUGUGGACGCAAAAACCACAAAACUAGCGAGUGCCGGUUCGCUAGGUACAAGUGCAAAAAGUGCAAUUCUAAAGGUCACCUACGCAAAAUGUGUAAUAAAGUAAAUUAUGUCGGCGAAGACAAUGUAAGCGAGGGCGAUGACGUGCUUACAGAAUAAAUAUCGAGGUGGUACACUUAGGAAGGACUUUAUCGCUGGCGAUGACGUCAUGUACAAGAAGCAUUUAAACAAUAAUAAAUUCAUUUGGAAAAGAGGAACAAUAGUGGAAAAGCUGGGCAAGAUUAUUUAUCUUGUGAGGGAUUCAGUUGACAAAAAUUUAGUAAAGAAACAUAAAAAUCAGAUUUUUAAGUAUAAAGGGCAAUCUCUAAACGAACAUUACGAUUUUAGCCUGGAUAAUGACAACACGCAGUUUUCGUUUAGAGAAGGGGAAGAGUUG
Messenger RNA from Plutella xylostella (diamondback moth), 1252 nucleotides. The record is from RefSeq and is a predicted model, not a curated record. Lineage: Eukaryota; Metazoa; Arthropoda; Insecta; Lepidoptera; Plutellidae.